AGUGCUGUAGAAGAGAGGGCUGUUAACCAGGCUGAGAGAAUAACUUAAACUAACUUCGAAACCCUGCUUCAGAAACCAUGGGCUCCCGGUACAGCACACAGCGUUUAUUCGUGAUUUACUUCUACACAUUGGUGAUGAGGCAUGUAGGAGGAACAACACAAUGUGGUGAAGGAUUUUACCGAACAAUAAACAGGACUUGUAUCGAUGACAAUGAGUGUGAAUUAGAUGUAUCUGCCCGGUGUGGUGUCAACACAGAAUGUCACAAUACGUUCGGGAGUUUCUACUGUACCUGUAAGAAAGGAUACUCCACACACUCAGGAGAAACUCACUUCACCACCACUACACACUGCCGAGAAGACAAUGAAUGUUACCACAUGCCACCAGUGUGUGGCCCCAAUACAAUAUGUUAUAACACAUUGGGAAGUUUCUACUGCCUGUGCAAGAAAGGAUUCAGCACAUCAUCAGGACUAACUAACUUUACAACUGGUUAUGCGGGGUGUUUAGAUAUCAACGAAUGUGAAACAGACCCCUGCGGUUCAAAUGCAACAUGUACGAACAAAUUUGGCAAUUUUGAGUGCACCUGUAAUGAAGGAUUUGCCUCAACCACUGGAGAACACACUUUUACUGAUAGAACCGUCACACAGUGCCGAGAGAAGAAAACGUGUCAGGAUGCAGUGAGAACAUGUGGCACCAAUGCUGACUGUAUAAUGGCAAUGGGACAGGUCACUUGUAGAUGCAAAGGAGGCUUUCUCUCAACCACAGGGGAACCCACCUUUACCGAUAAAGCGAAAGCACAGUGUAAAGCCAAUCUGUGUCUGUCUCACAUCUGUGGAGCCAAUACUGUGUGUCGCCAUAAAGCAGGCCGCUUCUACUGUCAAUGUCUCCAAGGAUUUUCCUCAGCCACUGGGGGCACUCGAGUGACUUUGAGAGCCCCCUGCAUCGAUAAAGAUGAGUGCCAAGAUACGGUGGCAGUUUGUCGUCACAAUGCCAGCUGUACCAACACAGUGGGAGGCUUCCACUGCACCUGCAAUGAAGGCUUUGCCUCUCUCAUUGAACUAUCUAAUGGAACAAUUGACUGCCAAAACCUGAAAACCCUUCAGCCAAGAUCUUCAUCUCUUAAGGAUAUCUGUGUGUUCGUCAGGAAUUAUGUCGACAGCCUUAACAAGAUGCAGAGCCACAGAUCAAAAGAAUUCCACUUGCUGAUCUCCAACUUCCUCAAGGUGAUGGAGAGAUACACUCUUACACUUGCCAACGAUUUAGAUCACGAAGAGAUGAAGAACUUCUCAAGUGAUGAGUUCGAUAUCAGCAUGCAAGCAAUCCGGAACAAUACAAUCCCGAAGGCCGGAAGAGCAAAGCUAUCCGUCGCUAAUGCCAGCAUGGACAUUAGCUGGAACAGUGUGACAGGGAAGGAAAAAUUUGAUGUUGCUGCCGCUGCCCUUAUUUCAUACAAAAAGCUGGACUCUGUUAUGGAACACAACCUGUUGGAUAGCAACAAGAAAUUCGAGUUGAUCUCCAAAGUUGUCACUACAGCAGUAACCAAUAAAGACAAGGAUAACCUCGAAGAUCCAGUCAUCCUCACCUUUGAGAACAAGAAGCACAAGAAUGGGAAGGUGAUGUGCGUCUACUGGGACAGUUCAGAGGCUGCCUGGUCUGACCACGGAUGCAAAUUGAAGAAUUCCACCUCAAUGGUCACCGUUUGCAGCUGUUCACAUCUGUCAAGUUUCGCUGUGCUCAUGGCCUUGCACAAAAUCAAGCAUAGUGAUGCUAUCAUCCUAAACAUUAUCACCAUGGUGGGCAUCAUUUUAUCGCUUGUGUGCCUCUUCAUUUCGAUUGUCACAUUCAUUCUGUGCCACUCCAUCAAGAGUGUAAGGACCACUAUUCACACCCACCUCUGUGUGAGCCUAUUCUUGGCAGAGUUGCUGUUCCUCAUUGGGAUAUCUCGGACUGAACACAAGACUGUUUGCGCUGUCAUUGCUGGACUCCUGCAUUACCUGUUCCUGGCCUGUUUCUCUUGGAUGCUCUUGGAAGGUGUCCAACUCUACAUCAUGGUGGUGAAGGUAUUCAACGCAAACAGCAUGCGCCUAAAGUACAUGUGCCUGUUCGGCUAUGGCUUUCCCCUGCUGGUGGUCGCUAUCUCGGCCAUUAUGUAUUCUAAAGGAUACGGGACAGAUGAGUAUUGCUGGUUGAAGCUGGAGUCAGGCUUUCUGUGGGCUUUCAUCGCUCCAGUCAGUGUCAUAAUUGUGGUUAAUGCAGGAUUCUUUAUCCUUACUGUAUGGCAGCUUGUGAAUAAGUUUUCCAGCCUUAACCCAAAUAUGAGCGAAUUGAAGAAAGUCAGGACCUUCACCUUCACAGCUAUCGCUCAGCUCUGCCUCCUGGGAUGUACCUGGAUAUUCGGAAUGCUGCAUUUCCAGGACGGCACUAUUGCAAUGGCUUAUAUCUUCACCAUCAUCAACAGCCUACAAGGUGCAUUCAUCUUCAUCCUGCACUGCCUCUUCAAUAAGCAGGUGAGGGAUGAGUACAACAAGGCCUUCAUCGGAGUUUGCCGCAUGACGAAAGCAUCCAAAUACUCCGAGUUUUCGACAUUUUCAACCCAGGGGUUGAAAAGCACAAAUGAAACAGGCAUGUGAGCCUGGAGGGGGAGCACAGCGUCGCAUGCUGAGCUAGCAGGAGAGCUGCUUUUUUUUGAGCAAUAGAGAGACAGUGAGAGAGACAGCAUUGUUUGACUGAUUGACUCUGUCUGGAACUGAGAGCAUCUUACAUGUCCCACUCCUGCUGACUGGUUUUCCCGCAGUUUCUCUGUUUAAAUGUGGUACGAACUUUGGAAGAGAGUUUAAUGAAGCUUGUGCGUGGGAGGGGUGGGGUGCGGGGAGGAGGGGACAGUGACUUGAAAACAUUUUGUGCCAUUCCUAAAUUCUGAAAUGUUCUCAACCACUUGGAUGGGUUUGCUUCUGUGAGCAUGUCUCACAAAAUGGGCUUGUAUAACUCUUCGGAUUCGAGCAUCAUUGUACAAUAACGACAAUGCAGCAGAUUAUACGAUGCCUAUUCGUCCUGAGCACCUAGGAUCAAAUGGAUGGCCUGGCUAGAGAAGGGCCUUUUGCCUUGGGCUAAGUGUCAUGUGUGAAAAGUGCUUGAGCGGGUAUUUUCAAUCUCAUUGGCACUCUGAUUACCCCAAGUAUUUUUGUCCCAUCAGACCAUGGAUUUCAAGGGUGGCAUUGGGCGAAGGACAUUUUGCCAAGUGUAGAGCUCCAGCCAACCCUGGGCACAAUAGUCAGGCAGGCUGUAAAAUCAGAGAGAGUUCCCACACCGAUGCUAAAAAAAACAAAGCCCCACUUCUACUCAAGCCAAGUCUGACCCGAGUCCCUUCAGGCUUCCAGCUGCGUUGCACUGCACCUUUGGGAUUCAGCUCUGAAAUCAGCGGGGAACUCACUGAGCCCGGUGCCAACACAGCUCACUGGCUACUUGCUAAAACCUGAACCCAAGUGUGGUGCCAGGGACGGGCAGGGGACAACCUGAGGACCUGCUGCUUUCAAAGCAAUUAAACUCCAUUUGCGUAAUGAGCUGUUCGACGUUAGCAGAGGAAGUACCUUCGAGUUUAUUUUUUAUAAAGAUCUGUUUGCUUUCCAUAUGGA
Stegostoma tigrinum is the source of this 3629-nucleotide messenger RNA. RefSeq names its product adhesion G protein-coupled receptor E5-like. Lineage: Eukaryota; Metazoa; Chordata; Chondrichthyes; Orectolobiformes; Stegostomatidae. Bases 78 to 2627 code for a protein of 849 amino acids. The transcript has 20 exons. Gene Ontology annotation, biological process: cell surface receptor signaling pathway; adenylate cyclase-activating G protein-coupled receptor signaling pathway. Gene Ontology annotation, cellular component: membrane. Gene Ontology annotation, molecular function: G protein-coupled receptor activity; calcium ion binding. The record is from RefSeq and is a predicted model, not a curated record.